UCUAAUUCCAUCGAGUUCCACCGAAACGAUGAAAGCAACACCAUCACCACAAUGUUAUCUUCCCUAUAUAUACGCCGAAUCUAAUUUUCUCUCAAAUUCUCUCUCUUCCCUUCUAUCUCGCUCUAUAAACUCCUCUUUUUUCCCUCUCUUCCAUUUCUCUCCGGUGAGUCUCAGAUUCCCUCAUUUUCUUGGGAUCUGCCGAUUCACCGCCCGAUCUCCACCAGUUUUAAUUCUUCAUUCUCAUCUUUUUUAUAGUUUGAAAUUUUGUGAUUUUCAUUUUUCUUCUUCAUUUGAAUUGAAUUGAAUAAUUAAAUUGAUAAGAAAUCAAAUACGAAGGAUCAAUGAGUGAUCAUUUGGUGUUGUUUGUGGAUCGACUGGUUCGGCCCAUGCCGGUUGAGCCUUUGGCUCAGCACCCGGCGCAGCCCGCUCCUGAGCCGGUGACUCCGGUGAAUGAAGCACCGGCGGGGCCUUCUGGUUCUUCGGUGGAGGAGGAUGAUGACGGUGAGGAGGAGCCGCUGUUGCAGAUGGGGGAGUGCAGGAUUUGUCAGGAGGAGGAUAGUAUCAAUAAUCUGGAGAAUCCUUGCGGCUGUAGCGGGAGUCUAAAGUAUGCUCAUAGAAAGUGUGUCCAACACUGGUGCAAUGAAAAAGGAGACACAACCUGUGAAAUAUGUUCUAAGUCCUAUGAACCUGGCUAUACUGCUCCACCACCUCGUCCACAUGCUGAAGAAACUACCAUUGAUAUAGGUGGAGGCUGGACACUUUCUGGCACACCUUUGGACUUGCGUGAUCCUCGACUCUUGGCAAUUGCAGAGGCAGAACGCCAAUUCUUUGAAGCUGAAUAUGAUGGAUAUGCUGCUUCUAAUGCCAAUGGAGCUGCAUUUUGUCGCUCAGCCGCUCUAAUUUUAAUGGCACUUCUACUCUUGAGGCACGCACUUUCUGUCACAGAUGCUGAUGCUGAUGAUGAUCCAUCUACUUUUUUCUCUCUUUUCUUGCUUCGAGCAGCUGGCUUUCUUCUACCUUGCUAUAUCAUGGCUUGGGCAAUCAGUAUUUUACAACGGCGGCGACAAAGACAAGAGGCUGCAGCACUAGCGGCAACUCAAGUUGCGUUUGUGCUACAAUCCGGGCAGCAUAGGGGUCUGCAAUUUGCCAUAGCACCGGCACCAACUGUGAAUCCACACCAGGAACAAGUGUAGUUCUGUAUUAUGAAGGUAUAUAUGAAAAUGGAGUGUUCACCAUGUAAAGUAGACUUGUUGGAAUUCCAUGUUACUCUUUUACUCAUAACUUUCCCUGAUUCAAAUAUAUAACUUGAGCAACUUCAAGAUGGUUCUCCCUCA
Messenger RNA from Lathyrus oleraceus (garden pea), 1334 nucleotides. RefSeq lists its product as uncharacterized. NCBI's taxonomy places the organism in Eukaryota, Viridiplantae, Streptophyta, Magnoliopsida, Fabales, Fabaceae. The coding region runs from base 342 to 1193 and encodes 283 amino acids. The transcript is spliced from 7 exons. Gene Ontology annotation, molecular function: ubiquitin-protein transferase activity; zinc ion binding. The record is from RefSeq and is a predicted model, not a curated record. Gene Ontology annotation, cellular component: membrane. Gene Ontology annotation, biological process: protein ubiquitination.